AUGUCAGCAAAAGGAGCAUUAGUCAAACUAGUAGUGGAAGCCGGUAAAGCAGCGCCAGCACCACCAGUCGGACCCGCGCUCGGGUCCAAGGGAGUCAAAGCCAUCGACUUUUGCAAAGAGUUCAACGCCAGAACAGCCCAUUAUGAACCAGGCGUGCCCAUCCCCUGCCUCAUAAAAAUCAAGCCGGAUCGAACUUUCCAAUUCGAAAUCAAGAGUCCCGUUACCUCGUGGCUUAUUAUGAAAGCUGCUGGUGUCACGCAGGGUGCUGGUAAGAGUCUGGAGCCCGUGGGGUCGAUUUCGCUUAAGCAUGUUUGGGAGAUUGCUAAGAUUAAGAGCAAGGAUGAUCGACAUAAGGGGGUGCCGAUGCAGGCUAUUGUUGGGAGUGUUAUUAGUACUGCUGCUGCCGUGGGUGUCACUGUUGUUCCAUAG
Molecule: messenger RNA, 429 nt
Organism: Lodderomyces beijingensis
Lineage: Eukaryota; Fungi; Ascomycota; Pichiomycetes; Serinales; Debaryomycetaceae
Source: the annotation of a GenBank genome assembly